AUGGUAGCUAGUGGGGACUUCACUUCUGCGGAUGGCCCAGGUGGAAAGGCCUCGAGGUUUCUGGACGCCGUCGUCGCCUUUGUCGUCGGUAUCUUCCAACCCAUCUUUCGCUUCCUGUUCUCGACCUUCUUUACUCGCAAACCUCGGCAGCACAACAACCAGAACCGCGACAGAGGCAACACCCUCACCGACGCCCCCGCCAACGACGAACACGACCACCAACCUCGUCCUAACCCUAGCGGCCAAGACGGCGACCUCCAAGGCAACGACACUCCAGAAAGCAUGCAGCGACAUUCGACCAGCACCAGGCCUCAGCACGCAUACGGCCCCAAGUUCGUCAAUGGCGAUGCGCAACCAGCUACCAAGCCCGCCCUGCCCCAAACCGGUGUAGCGGUGAUUCCAUCUCGGCCUAUCAAGCACGAGGACGCGCCCACGAAUGGAGUCCCGGCCAAGACACCUUUCGAGGACAUCACCAACGGCGUCGACGACAAUUUGAAGCAUCAUGUGGUCGGUGCCGAGGAGGCCGAGGAGAAUCUCCACGACCAGGUCGAUCUGGCCCCGGCUGUUCAGCCCGUCGAGGAGGAACCUGAGGACCCUGCCACCGCUGCCGAGCGAGCAAUUCAUCACGGCUUCAUGGAUCAGGCACUGGAUAUGGCCCGCCUGGCCCUGAGGACCAAUGAGACACCUGUCGGGUGUGUGCUCGUCCAUAAUGGAAAGGUCAUCGCCAAGGGAAUGAACGCGACCAACGUCACCCGAAACGGUACCCGGCACGCGGAGCUGAUGGCCCUGACCGCUCUCUUGUCUUUCACCCCCCAGGCAAAGGCCGAGGCAGAACAGGAGAAGUCUAAGAAGUCUAAGGGAAAGAAGAAGAAGAGACAGGGCAGCCAGCAUCAAUCCGACAAGCCUCCACCUAUGAAGUUAUACACAGAGCAAGAGUGGGGAGAAGUCGACCCCGAGAAGGGUCACAUCUUCCCGUAUGGCCAAAAGCUUCAUCCCGCACCCAUCGUCGACCGAACGUUGAUACAGGAUUGUAUCCUGUACGUCACCGUCGAGCCUUGUGUCAUGUGUGCGUCGAUGCUCCGCCAGUACGGCAUAAAGAAGGUCUUUUUCGGCGCCGUCAACGACAAGUUUGGCGGAACUGGCGGCGUGUUCUGUAUUCACAUGAACUCCGACCCCGCACACGCCGUCAGUAUCCCAGCAACCCCCAUCCACCGGCCUGUUGCCAACCAAUUACCCUCUCGACCACCUCUAGCUCACCAUGCUGCCUCCGCUGCCGCCUCGGUCUCGACCAACGGAUCUCAAGAGGGUCCGGCUGCCGUGAGUGAGAACAAGCAGCCAGGCAAGAUGACUUACAUUGAGCCGCCCAAACCCGUCUCCAACAUGUCUAUGGGCCAUGGUGGAAACGUAGAGAGGGGCUUUGAGGCUGAAGGUGGUUGGAACCGUGAUGAGGCUGUCAAUCUGCUGAGGCAGUUUUAUGUCCAGGAAAAUGGCAGAGCACCUGUACCGCGAAAGAAAGAAGGUCGCGCACAACGUCUCGCCGUUAUGAUGGAGGAGCAGGGGAUGUCUACGGAGGGCACGGCUCUUGAGGGCCUACUUCAACAGGAGCGAGAGGCCCAGGAGAAAGCUGCCGCCGGGGGUGCCAACGGCGAGAGCGCUGCUAACGGAAAUGACUCUGCCAAGAACGGCGCCGAUCAGCAGACGGACGGCUCGAGCGCUCUCGAAGCGCUGGAGGCGAAGGUAUAUGCUGAGAUUGAGAAGAAGAAACAGGCCGCCAUGGCCCAGAAGAUGGACGGCAACAAGGCAGUCCCAGCGGAUCAACAGAAGGCGACGGCUUGA
Molecule: messenger RNA, 1836 nt
Organism: Diaporthe amygdali
Lineage: Eukaryota; Fungi; Ascomycota; Sordariomycetes; Diaporthales; Diaporthaceae
Product: tRNA-specific adenosine deaminase
Exons: 3
Coding region: 1-1836 (611 amino acids)
Biological process (GO): tRNA wobble adenosine to inosine editing
Cellular component (GO): nucleus; cytoplasm
Molecular function (GO): tRNA-specific adenosine-34 deaminase activity
Source: RefSeq, a predicted model, not a curated record